Messenger RNA from Zingiber officinale, 1510 nucleotides. RefSeq names its product PTI1-like tyrosine-protein kinase At3g15890. Gene Ontology annotation, cellular component: plasma membrane. The transcript has 4 exons. Gene Ontology annotation, biological process: protein phosphorylation. Lineage: Eukaryota; Viridiplantae; Streptophyta; Magnoliopsida; Zingiberales; Zingiberaceae. The record is from RefSeq and is a predicted model, not a curated record. Gene Ontology annotation, molecular function: ATP binding; protein kinase activity. The coding region runs from base 210 to 1223 and encodes 337 amino acids.
UUUCCACGGUGAAGACUCCUCUUGCGGUCGUUCAAAGUAGCUCUCUGCUCGUCUCCCCUCCCUGGUGCCGCUUCUUUCUCUCUCCUCCUCUCUCUCGGAUGGCGGUGGAGGCGGCGAAGGCUGAGCUCCUGUGAGGUUUGGUUCCCUGUGAAAGGCAAGUGAAGAUCGACGAGAAGUGCCCGCGCGCUUUACGGACGCUCGGAGUGGGGAUGGGGGUAGGCUACUUGUUCUGCUGUACAAAAUCAUCGAAUAGUAAGGAGCCGGUGAAUAAGGCGGUGCCGAGAUGGAGGGUUUUCUCCCUCAAGGAGCUGCAUUCGGCCACCAACAACUUCAAUUAUGAUAACAAGCUAGGCGAAGGGGCGUUUGGUAGCGUGUACUGGGGUCAGCUGUGGGAUGGAUCUCAGAUUGCAGUGAAAAGACUAAAAACAUGGAGCAGCAAAGCUGAGAUGGAAUUUGCUGUCGAGAUCCAGGUUUUGGCUAGAGUUAGGCAUGAAAAUCUGCUGAGUUUACGUGGAUAUUGUGCUGAAGGGAAAGAACGUCUCAUAGUGUAUGACUAUAUGCCUAACUUGAGUUUGUUGUCCCAUCUACACGGACAUCAUGCAGUAGGAGGUCAUCUUGAUUGGGGAAGGCGGAUGAAUAUAGCAAUUGGCUCAGCUGAGGGGAUAGCUUAUCUUCAUCACCAUGCUACACCUCAUAUCAUCCACAGAGACAUCAAAGCAAGUAAUAUCUUGCUCGACUCAGAGUUCCAGGCCCGGGUUGCAGAUUUUGGAUUUGCCAAGCUGAUUCCAGAUGGUGUAACGCAUGUGACCACGAGAGUGAAAGGCACUCUAGGGUAUCUUGCACCAGAGUAUGCUAUGUUAGGGAAGGCCAAAGAAAGUUGCGAUGUCUACAGCUUUGGUGUGUUGCUUCUGGAGCUUUUAAGUGGAAGAAAGCCUAUCGAUCAGUCAAGCUUGACAUCACACCAAACGAUCAUAGAGUGGGCAUUUCCGCUGGCUCGGCGGCAAAGAUUUGAAGAAAUUGCAGAUCCAAAGCUGAGUGGGAAAUUUGUGAAAGGAGAGUUGAGGAGAUUGGUGCUCGUCGCCCUCAUCUGUGCUCAGAAUAAGCCGGAGAAGAGACCUAUAAUGCUCGAUGUGGUUGACAUGCUUAAAGGAGUGUCAAAAGAGAAGCUACUCAAUUUAGAAGACAACGAGUUGUUCAAGGAAGACCCAAUCCCCAGUCACUGAAGGUUCACAAUUUCAGAGGAUAGCGGAAAUUCUAUGGAUGCAUGCAUGGGUUAGUGAUAAUGUCCAAGUACACAUCAGGAUCAACUGGUUGAAGGCUGUUGUUAGUUGUUUGAGUUCGUUGGUUGUGACAGUGGAGAAUCCAAGGUUUAGUUAAGUGAUGCAAGUGUAGGUACCUUGAGAUUCUGAGAACAUGACUAGAUACUGUAUUAUCUUAUCCUCUCUCUCUUUCAAAUCAUAAUACAUGUUAAAGACUUUAAAUACGAGCUAAGUUGAUAUAUUUUCCUUCA